AUGUGACGAGCCGCUUGAGGCUUCUGGGGUUGCUGUCGAAUCCAAGUUGUACGCCUUGCUUGUCUACCAGCCAUAACAGCAAGUCACCGAGUUCGAGGCCCCAACAUAAGACGUUCCAAGUGUUGAGGUGGCUCCCACAGAGGGACCUGACGAAACAAGAAGGGGAGACUGUGGCAAGGAUAGUGCCGAUAACUGUUAGUGAUGAAUCAGAGGAAAUGUCUCCUCUUUGGCUCCCUUCCCCCACUCUUUCGAUGCACCAAGGGGAUCCAACUAUCCCUGGUACCCUCGUCAUCAACCUAGAUGGUGCCGACUCUAGGGAGUUGGAUGAAAUCCUUGGUGUAGGCGAAGGAUCUUUGAUGCGGCAUUGGGUAAGGCUCGUCGGUGAGGAGUUCAGAGGUGACCUUGGUGAACCUACUGAUCCUAAGGACCUGUAG
Ilex paraguariensis (yerba mate) is the source of this 434-nucleotide messenger RNA. The record is from the annotation of a GenBank genome assembly. Lineage: Eukaryota; Viridiplantae; Streptophyta; Magnoliopsida; Aquifoliales; Aquifoliaceae.